CUCAAUUCAGUUCAGUUCAGUUCAGCUGAGUUCAGUCAAAGAGAACAGACCCUAAGUUCUCAUUCAAUCCAAAUCCUCCCUAUAGGCUAAUUGCAUCCACAUCACACAAGCCCAAAAAAAAUAAAAAAUAAAAUAAAAUAAAUAAAAAUAAAAAUAAAAAUAAAAAUAAUUUUUUUUAUUAAAAUAAAAUUAUAGAAAUAAGAAAAAGAAAAGUGGCCCUUCCAUCUUCCCAAAUCCCACACCCAUCACAUUCUCAUCUUAGAAAUCUGUACUACACUCUCUCUACCUUAUCUCCCUCCUUCCUUCCCUCCCUAUUUCUCUCUCCUCUCAACCCAAACCAACUCACCGGUAUUAAUGGAGGGCAACCAAUCACAACCACCGCCACCAUCACAACCACCACCGGCAUCAACCACCGGUUACCCCCCACCACCACCGCCGCCGCAAGCCGGCCCUUACCACCACCUCCUCCAACAACAGCAACAACAACUUCAAAUGUUCUGGUCCUACCAACGCCAAGAAAUCGAAACUGCCAACGAUUUCAAGAACCAUUCACUCCCAUUAGCCCGCAUUAAGAAAAUAAUGAAAGCCGACGAAGACGUCCGCAUGAUCUCCGCCGAAGCACCAAUUCUGUUUGCGAAAGCCUGCGAGUUGUUCAUUCUUGAGCUCACUAUUCGCUCAUGGCUCCACGCUGAGGAAAACAAGCGCAGGACGCUUCAGAAGAACGAUAUAGCCGCAGCAAUUACUCGUACCGAUAUAUUCGAUUUCUUGGUUGAUAUUGUUCCUAGAGAUGAGAUCAAGGAUGAGGCUGCUGGGUUAGGAAUGGUUGGUGGAAUCGUGGGGCCUACUGGGGUGUCACCGCCUCCUGGGGUUGGUGUUCCGACUGCGAGUGGGGUUUCGUAUUAUUAUCCGCCAAUGGGACAGCCGGCGCCUCCUGGGGUUAUGAUUGGGAGGCCGGCUAUGGACCCUGCCGGGUUGUAUGGGGUUUCGGGUCCGUCACCGCCGUCUUCGGCGUGGCAGAGUGUGUGGCAGAGUGGGCAUGCGGCCGGUAACGAUGGGUCUUAUGGAAGUGCUGCUAGUGGUGGGGGAAUAAUGGCCAGGGUAGCCUCGAUGGCCAGAGCUAAUUAAUUCAUUCGCCGAUAUGUCCACCAGUGCGUUGUAGGGUGAUGAGGCGUGCAGAUCUCCGACAGAUUUUGGCAUGCUUAUGAACUCCUAGAGCACACUCUGGUAUUAUUAAUUUGCAUAUAAUUGCUAAUGUAAUGACUUCAGAACUGCUAGAACACAUUUAAUCUUGUUCAGUGGCAGUCAAAACUCGAAAUGAUGCAAGAAUUAUGGACUCUUUACCUUAUAUUUGCAGUGCUUUUUUUAGCAUCAUGGCAUUGCUAUUUAUGUGAGCUAGGGUGUAUAAGUUGUUGAGACAAAAUCAAAUGUCCAAACAAAUCAAAGAAAAUCGAUGAUUCGGGUUUCAUUUGGAUCCAAGAAGUGCUGGAAAAGUUGGAUUUUCGAUUUCGAUUUGGAUUUGUUUGUAAAGUGUUUUGAUCUUAAAAACUUUAUUGAUACUAAGUACCUUGGCAUGAAAAUUUAGUUGAUGUAAACAAAUUGCUUUCUUGUAAAAUCCUGAGUCACUCCUGUUUCCUUAUUUUUGAACCUGGGUUAUGUUCUAUUAUAAAAACUACUGACUACUCCGUAA
Molecule: messenger RNA, 1687 nt
Organism: Chenopodium quinoa (quinoa)
Lineage: Eukaryota; Viridiplantae; Streptophyta; Magnoliopsida; Caryophyllales; Amaranthaceae
Product: nuclear transcription factor Y subunit C-1-like
Exons: 2
Coding region: 355-1125 (256 amino acids)
Biological process (GO): regulation of DNA-templated transcription
Cellular component (GO): nucleus
Molecular function (GO): DNA-binding transcription activator activity, RNA polymerase II-specific; protein heterodimerization activity; DNA binding
Source: RefSeq, a predicted model, not a curated record